Molecule: messenger RNA, 2712 nt
Organism: Podarcis raffonei (Aeolian wall lizard)
Lineage: Eukaryota; Metazoa; Chordata; Lepidosauria; Squamata; Lacertidae
Gene: INHBA
Product: inhibin subunit beta A
Exons: 2
Coding region: 428-1693 (421 amino acids)
Biological process (GO): SMAD protein signal transduction; BMP signaling pathway
Cellular component (GO): extracellular region
Molecular function (GO): growth factor activity; hormone activity; cytokine activity
Source: RefSeq, a predicted model, not a curated record
GCUGAUCCUCCCCCUUCCUAAUCAUAGCUUUUACUCACAGACAAAACUCCCUCCCUCUCUCAUUCACUCACUCACUUUAGGCCAAUCCGUCCUCCUCUCUCUCUCCCUCUCUCUUUCUCAUUCUCUCUCUCUCUCUCUCUUUUCUCAGUGUUUCUCUCUCCCACUCUGAGACAGAGUCAGAACUCCUCUCACUGACAGUCACAAACAUCUAUAGCACUUACUGAAUUCAGAGAGGGAACCUGCAAACAAAACUUCACAGAAAACUUUUUGUUCUUGUUCCAGAGAAUUUGCUGAAGAGGAAGAAAGGAAGAAGAAGGAGGAGGAGGAAGGGAGGGGGACAGACACAAGCAAACUGUGUGUGAAGUGGUGGUGGGAGAAGAAAAGCAGUGCCUUUUAAAAAGGAAUCACAACAACUUUUGCUGCCAGGAUGCCUUUCCUUCAGAAGAGAGGAUUUUUGUUGGUGCUUUGCUGGAUUACAGUGAGGAGUUCCCCGACCCCAGGAUCUGAGGGGCACAGUUCAGUCACCGAUUGCCCAUCAUGUGCCCUUGCCACGCUCUCAAAGGAUGUGCCCAGCUCUCAGCCUGAGAUGGUGGAAGCAGUGAAGAAGCACAUACUCAACAUGCUGCAUUUGAGGGACAGACCCAACAUCACUCAGUCGGUGCCCAAAGCUGCACUUUUUAACGCCAUCAAGAAGCUCCAUGUGGGGAAAGUGAGAGAGGAUGGCUUUGUGGAAAUAGAGGAUGACAUUGGAAGAAAAACAGAAAUGAAUGAACUUGUGGAGCAAACUUCAGAGAUCAUAACGUUUGCAGAAUCAGGUCCUGCCAAGAAAAUGCUGCACUUUGAAAUUUCCAAGGAAGGCAGUGAGCUAUCAGUAGUGGCUCAAGCUGAUGUGUGGCUGUUUCUCAAAGUCUCUAAAGCAAAUCGAAGCAGGACAAAAGUCACCAUCCGCCUAUAUCAGCAGCAGAGACUGCUGCUAAAACGCAACUCCCAAGGGGUGGACGAGGAUGGAGGUUUGAAGGGAGAAAAGGGUGAAAUCCUCAUCUCUGAAAAAGCAGUGGACACUCGCAAAAGUACCUGGCACAUUUUCCCAGUCUCCAGCAGUGUCCAGCACCUCCUGGAUCAAGGAAAGAAUUCCCUGGAUGUGCGGAUCGCUUGUGAUCAGUGCCAAGAAACUGGAGCCAGCCUGGUGCUGUUGGGGAAGAGGAAAAAAAAGGAAGAAGAUGUAGAAGGGAGGGAAGGUAGUGAAAGCACGGGAGAAGAGGAGAAGGAACAAUCACACAGGCCUUUCCUGAUGAUGCUUGCCAGACAUUCAGAGGAUCGCCAGCACAGACGGCGGAGGCGGGGUCUUGAGUGCGAUGGCAAAGUCAACAUCUGCUGCAAGAAGCACUUCUUUGUUAGCUUCAAAGACAUUGGCUGGAAUGACUGGAUCAUCGCCCCACCAGGCUACCACGCCAACUACUGUGAAGGAGACUGCCCCAGUCAUAUUGCAGGAACAUCUGGUUCAACGCUCUCUUUCCACUCCACUGUUAUCAACCACUACCGCAUGAGAGGCCACAGUCCUUUCUCCAACCUCAAGUCCUGUUGUGUACCCACCAAGCUGCGGCCCAUGUCUAUGCUCUACUAUGAUGAUGGGCAGAAUAUAAUAAAAAAGGACAUCCAGAACAUGAUUGUGGAAGAGUGUGGGUGUUCAUAGGUGUGUGUGCGCAAGUGGCACACCCAUGCUCACAUACAUGUUUGGGACUGCCUUUCUACCAAUUUGAAGAAGACCAUUAAAAAAUACAACGUACGAGGGAAGACCAAGUGGGUCUAGCCUUUCCAAACAAAACAGUCACAUUUCUAAAACAGAAGCAUUCAGUGUUCAAAAAACAACAAGAGAGACAGACAAAGGAAAGAAGAAUGGCGUUGUUCUCCAGGGCUUGGAUGAGGAACAUUCAAAUGGUGCGGGCAAGGGCAUUUCCUAUCUUAUAUGCUCCAUAUUUUAUUACGUAGUAUUUUCACACUUUAUCAACAACAAGGGGAGGUAUGUUUCCCUUCCCUAUAUUACCUAUGCAUUCAAGCCCUGACAGCAGCUCGCCUAAAAAACGCAGCAAUUUGGAUGCUAAGUCCAAAAUGGUAUUAAAAUGCCCAGAAAAGCCAUGUGUAUGAACACUACAUUCACUGGCACUUUUUGCUCCCAUCCGUUUACCAAGGACGCAGUGAGUGUGCGUUUGUGUGUGUGUGUCUGUGUGUGUGUGCAGGUUUCUUCUGGCAUAUGCAUGCACAGAGCACACUUGUGUAUAUAUUUUGGUAAAAGGGGACAAUAAUGCGCAGGUGUACUCACCUUUAUCUUCUGCACUAUUUUUGCAAAAAAAAGUUUAAAAAAAUUAUAAAGAAAGAAAGAAAGAAAAUACAAAGUUACAUUUCGUAAAGGUGCUUAUGACAUUAGAACUAUGCAACCAAGUUGGUUUGAAACUGUUUACCUGAGAGAGAGAGAGAAAGAAAGAAAGAAAAAAAAUACCCAGACUUUAAAAAAAAAUGGAAGUAACAUGUUUAAUAUUUUUUUUUCUUCAAUGAGAGAUACUUGAAAGGAACAUGUUUGUCCAGCUACUGGAGCCAAACAUUUCUAUAUUUUGUAAAAAAGAGAAAAAAAAGAGGUUUUGUUUUUUUAAAAAAAUUGUUUACUAUUUGCACUACAAACAAUGUUCAACCUGUCUAAUCCUUAUUUAACAAGUA